Vespa velutina is the source of this 405-nucleotide messenger RNA. RefSeq lists its product as uncharacterized. The transcript has 2 exons. The coding region runs from base 4 to 405 and encodes 133 amino acids. The record is from RefSeq and is a predicted model, not a curated record. Lineage: Eukaryota; Metazoa; Arthropoda; Insecta; Hymenoptera; Vespidae.
UCUAUGGAUCCUAUUAAAUUGCGUUUUUAUGUUGAGCGAUAUGAAAAAGAAAGUCGUACAUUGAAGCUACAAGAGAAAUUUGUUCUUACAGAUCAAAUAAAAUCUUUGACUGGAAAAUUUUAUGCACGUCACGAUGCUGUUUCUUUAUUUGACAUUCCAGAGGAAUAUAUUAAAUUUAUUGAGAGGCGUACAGCUUUGAAACCAAAAGAUAUUUAUAAAUUUAGGCCUCCUUCAGUUAAUAUGGAAUAUGGAUGGUUUAUAAAACCAUUGAUACCAAGAUCAUUUGAUCCAAGAUUACAUUUUGCUAAAAAAGGAUGUGAUUUUAUUAAGAAGGAGUUAUAUCAACGACACCUUCAGAAAGGUCUACCAGUAGAAAGAUUUACUGGUGUCCCAUUCAAGACAUGA